Molecule: messenger RNA, 2402 nt
Organism: Ruditapes philippinarum (Manila clam)
Lineage: Eukaryota; Metazoa; Mollusca; Bivalvia; Venerida; Veneridae
Exons: 1
Coding region: 299-1465 (388 amino acids)
Source: RefSeq, a predicted model, not a curated record
AGUUUACUGCAGAAUAUAACAAAGAUUGCGUCAGUGUUUUGUUCAGUUUGUAAUGAAAGAAUGUGUGAAAGUUGCAAAAAGGUCCAUGAUAGUUUGCAAUUGACGAAAAGUCAUGAAUCCGUUGACAUAGAUAGUAAAAAAAAAUGUUGAAUUAUUAACAACACUAAGGACAUAUGAGAAAUGUGAUAAUCAUGGUAAGAAAAUAAAGUUUUAUUGUAAAGAUGAUGAUAAACUUUGUUGUAGCACUUGUGCUAUUGUUACCCAUAGAGCAUGUCAAGGUCUGGCUGAAAUAAGCGAAAUGGCAAUGAAUAGACAGGUCAAGCUGCAAGGGUCUUUAUUAAGAAAACAAAUCGCCGAAAUGGAAAAUACCAUGAAAUUGUCUUCAACUCAUUUCGUCAACGAAAAUAAGCAUUUAGCUACCGAAGCUGAAGAAUUAUUGACUGAGUGGAAUCAGGUUAGAGAAAAGGUAAACAAACGUUUAGACGAAUUUGAGGAUGGGCUAAAAGAAGAAUUAAAAGAUAUUCAGUCCACAGAAUCAUCUGACAUCAUUGCAAAUGCUGUCAAAUACAAUGAGAUGGCAGAGGAAAUGCGUCGUUUACUGCAUGUUCUCGAGUCUAUUGAGGAAACUGGUACUGAAGAACAACAAUAUGUUGUAAUGAAAAAGAUAUAUGAUGAAUUCAUGGUUCGACAAUCCGAAACAGAACAAAAGUUUGGUGAAAUGAAAUCACUGAAAUUAUCAUUAGAGCUUCCCAAAUCAAUUAGUGAUUUGUUGAGCUUACCUUCAAAAAGUGUUUCGGUGACAACGGAAACAAGUGUAAAAUGCAUACCAAAAUGUUCUGCAAAAACACUGUCUGUUUUAGCUGAAACUGAUAUAGAAAAAGAUAAUGAUGAUGACUCUGAGCCAUUUUAUCGAGGACUAGGUUUUCUGAAUGAUGACAGAAUAGUUGCUGUUGAUCAUAAUAAUAACAAGUGUAUUCUUAUGGACAACAAAUUGAAUAAACUAGCAGAAAAACUUUUGCCAGUUAAACCACUGAACCUUGCUGUGACCGAUGAUGAUUGUGUAAUAAUAACAACUGGUGCAGCAAAGAAACUUUGUAUUUGUCAAGUGAAUGCAGACAAUACUAUCAAUGAGAAAGAAAUAAUCUCUGUAAAGUACAGCUGCGAUUCUAUUUCUAUUACAAGUGACAACAAAUGUGUCGUUGGCACUUACGGUAUUGAUGUUGGAUUAGCUCAUUUGCUGACCUUAAAUGGAGAAUUUGAAGAACUGCCCUAUAAUUUUGAAGGCAAAUUCUUUGAAGGUAGUAGACAGUUUAGGAGUGUAUACAAUGAAAGAGACAGACAAUUGCUUAUAACAGAGUAUGAACAAAGUACAAUUCAUGUAUAUAAUCUUCAAAAAACUUGUAAAGUGGAAGACAGUAAUAUUGUAAAUCCUGUAGGAAUUGCACACUAUUUAAAUGACUUUUGACUGUCGAUAUACUAGAUGACAUGAAUUGUCCUCGAUCAAUAUGUAUUUCGCCAAAUAAAGAUAAAAUGGUAGUUUCCAACAACAAAUCAGGAGAGAAGAAACUUCUUCUUUUAAAAAUUCGCCUGUUAGUAAAGAAGCAAAAAGCGGUAUGAAUUCUUCGAGUUACUAGUAGUAAUCCUUAUAAUUAUUUAAUCAAUUUACUGAAAAAAAAACAUGAUGCCUUCCUUUCAUUUUAUUUCAAAGAACAUACUUUGGUCUAUAUGAUAAAUGAAAGUUGUUGAACAUUUCAUUAUAACCAUUUUACAUAACUAAAUAUUAUAAAGAUUUUUGACAGGUUAAAUGGCUGUUUAUAAACGGUUAUUAAAUUACUUUUGAAAUUUGCCCGGACUACUCCACUUAUACUACUAUACAAUAUUAAUGAACCUUUACAAGAUUGAUUGGUCGCUCAAGUACUUGCGCAUAUUUCACGAGUUUUCCGGUUGAAUGAUUUGGGGUUGAAUGAUUUUUGACUGAGUAAUUACCCGUGAACGAAAAAACGCGUUUUGCCCUGUUAAUGUUUUUGUGUAUGUCUCCUGCUGCACAGUAGCUGCAACAUGAAAUUGGCUAUGUGGGGCGAAACAUGUAAUCGCUCUUGUUGAGUAAUGCAUAUAUUCAGGACCUGUAUUAUUCUAAUUAUAAGAUAAGUGGAUACAAUGGGAAUUUCACCGCAACAAAUUUGUUAUGUCAAUGUUUGUUGUUUAAUAAUCUGUUAUUGAAAUAAAAGCUCAUGGUAAGUAUCUAUCAAAUAUAUAUGCAUAAGAAAAUAUCUUUUUAAUUUUAUUGCUCUUCUUUGAAACCCAUAAACAAUAUUUCAUUCUUAACUCCUUUUAGAAGGGGAAACAAAAGAAGUUUAAAAUUAGUUCACUCCUUAAAAUUGUUUUGAUAUGGGAACAACAUU